Messenger RNA from Gadus chalcogrammus (walleye pollock), 4942 nucleotides. Its product is annotated as nebulette-like. Lineage: Eukaryota; Metazoa; Chordata; Actinopteri; Gadiformes; Gadidae. Gene Ontology annotation, biological process: cardiac muscle thin filament assembly. The coding region runs from base 55 to 4923 and encodes 1622 amino acids. The record is from RefSeq and is a predicted model, not a curated record. Gene Ontology annotation, molecular function: actin filament binding. The transcript has 43 exons. Gene Ontology annotation, cellular component: Z disc.
GUGCUUCCUCCUCCUCCUCUUCCUCAGGUGGAGUACAAGAAGGACUUUGAGAGGAUGAAAGGCCAGAGUCAGUUUGUUCCAGGAGCAGAGGUGGAACACUCCCGGUCCAUCAGUGCUGUUAUAUCAGAGUCUAAGUACAAGGAGGAGGGGAGGAAGGAGGCGUCCAUCUCGCUCUACUCCAUCCUGCCUGAAACCCUCGAGACCCAGAGGGCUCGGGAGGUCUCCCAGCUGCAGAGCCAGAUCAAGUACAAAGGGAGCGUGAAGGCAGAGAUGUCGUCUUCUCUGUACUCCCUGCUGCCGGAGACCACAGAGACCCAGUUUGCCAAGGAACUGAACGACAUUCUCAGUGAGAACAAGUACAAGGAGGAGGGCAGGAGGGAGAGCCGCACCACGCUGUACUCCACCCUGGCGGAGACGGAGGAGACGCAGCGGGCGCGCACCGUCCAGGACUUCCAGAGCGAGGUCAAGUACAAGGAGGAGGGCAAGCGGAGGGCCUCUGUGUCCCUGUACUCCACGCUGGCCGAGACCCCAGAGACCCAGCACGCCAAGGAGGUGUCCCAGCUCCAGAGUGAGGUGAAUUACCAUGCUAAGGUGAUGGUGAAGGGAGCUCCGUCCUCCCUCUACUCUACGCUCCCUGACACCGCAGAGACACAGUUUGCCAGGGAGAUGACUGAGAUGCUGAGUGAGAACAAGUACAAGGAGGACGGUAAGAAGAGUCUCUCUCAGAGCAUCUACUCUCAACUCCCAGAGACCUCAGCCACCCAGUUCGCCAAGACCGUCUCUGAGCUACAGAGCGAGACCCGGUACAAGGAGCGUGGGAGGAAGGAGGGCUCCUCCUCACUGUAUUCGCUGCUCCCUGAGACCCUGGACACGGCCCACGCCAAGGAGGUGACCCAGCUCCUCAGUGAGGUCAAGUACAAAGAGGAGGGCAAGAAGGAGAUGUGUGUGAACCUGUUCUCCCUGCUCCCGGAGACCAACGACACACUCCAUGCCAAGCAGGCGUCCCAACUUCAGAGUGAGGUGAAGUACAAGGAGGGCCUGAAGGAGAGGACUCAGACCAGCCUGUACCACCAGCUCCCUGAGACCACAGAGACCCAGCUAGCCAAGCAGCUCUCUGAGCUACAGAGCGAGGCCAAGUAUAAAGAGCUGAGCAGGAAGGAGGUGGGCAGCAACCUGUACUCCCUGCUGCCCUCCACCAUGGAGACGCAGCACGCCAGAGAGAGCUCAGAGCUCCUCAGUGAGGGGAAGUACAAGGAGAGGGGUAAGAAGGAGAGGUCCUCCUCCCUCUACUCCACCAUGGCCGACACGCUGGAGACCAGCUUCGCCAGGGAGGUCACUGACAUGCAGAGUGAGAACAAGUACAAGGAAGACGGGAAGAAGAGUCUCUCUCAAAGUAUCUACUCUCAACUCCCAGAGACCUCAGACACCCAGUUCGCCAAGACCGUCUCUGAGACACAGAGCGAGGCCAAGUACAAGGAGGCUGGGAGGAGGCAGACUGCCAGCUCUCUGUAUCAGCAUCUCCCAGAAACCCUGGAGACCCAGCACGCUAGAGAGGCCUCCCAGCUACAGAGUCAGAACAAGUACAAGGAGGACGGUAAGAAGAGUCUCUCUCAGAGCAUCUACUCUCAACUCCCAGAGACCUCAGACACCCAGUUCGCCAAGACCGUCUCUGAGCUACAGAGCGAGGCCAAGUACAAGGAGGCUGGGAGGAGGGAGGCCAGCCUGUCCCUGUACCGUCUGCUACCGCAAACACUGGACACCCAGCACGCCAAGGAGGCUACCGACCUGCUGAGUCAGGUGAAGUAUAAGGAGGAAGGGAGGAAGGAGACGAGCUCCAGCCUGUAUUCCCUGCUGGCGGACACGGUGGACCUCCAGCUUGCUAAAGCUGCCUCUGAGCGUCAGAGUGAGAUUAAGUACAAGCAGAAAGGCAAGGAGGAUGCCAGCAGCAGUGCCUUCCACAAGAUGGCCGACACCAGGGAGAAUGAAUUUGCGAAGCAGAUCUCUGAGAUGCAGAGUGAGUCCAAGUACAAGAAGGACAAGGAGGAUCUGUCCUGCACCCUGCACUCUCUGCUCCCAGAGACACUGGAGACACAGUUUGUUAAGGAGAUGGCUCUCACACACAGUGAGAAUAAGUACAAGGAGGCGGGUAAGAAGGAGCUGUCCUCCCCUCUCUACUCCGUCCUCCCUGAGACCAGAGACAUGCAACACGCAAAGGAGCAGUCCCAGCUGUGCAGUGAGAAGGUGUACAGGGACGAGGGGAGGAAGGACGCUGGGACCAGUCUGUACUCCCAGAUGCCCCAGACCAUCGAGACCGUGUUCGCCAAGGAGCAGGGCCGCACCCAGAGCAACAAGCUCUAUAAGGAGCAGCAUAACAAGGAUAGAGGCAAGGCCAACUACAACACCAUGGAGACCAUCCCAGAGAUCCAACACGCUAUGGAGGUCCACAAGCACCAGAGCGAGGUGGGCUACAGGAAAGGUAAACAGGAGCUCCACAGCUUCGCUAACACACUUGCGGACCGUCCAGACAUCGUCAACGCCACCAAGGCUGCUAAGCUGGCCAGCGAUGUACUCUACAAGAGUCAGAAUAAACAGGCAGUCUACAACGCCGCCUCUGUCUUGGAAAGAUCUGACAUCCAACACGCCAAAGAGGCUUCUAAACUAGCCAGCCAGGUGAAGUACAAGGAGUGGUUUGACAGGGAUUUAAAGGGCCAGAAGCCCCAUUACAAUCCAGCAGACUGUCUGUCCUUCAAACACACACAGGCGGCCUCAACUCUUGCCAGCCAGGUGAAAUAUAAGACCAGCCAGAACCAGAGGGCCAGCGGUUCUGUGGACCUGCCCAACCUCCUCCACCUGGAACACACUCUGCACGCCAGCAAGCUGCAGAGCAACGUGGAAUAUAAGAGGAAGUAUGAGGAGUCUAAAGGACACUACAACACCGCUCUAGACACGGCUGAACAGCUCCACCACAGGGAGAAUGCGGUACUGCACAGUCAGGUGAAGUACCGGGAGGACUAUGAGAAAAACAAGGGUCACUUUCAGAUGGAGUUUGGGGACACUGAGACAUACAGGGUGUCCAAAGAGGCACAGAAGCUACAGAGCAAGAGGGAGUAUCGGAGGGACUAUGAGGAGCAGAUGAAGGGCAGAGCUCUGAUGGAAGUGGACCAGACCCCCGCCUACCAGACCGCCAUCCAUGCUAGCAGCCUGCUCAGCGAGAAAGAAUACAGGAAAGACCUGCACCAGGAAGUGAAGGGGCGGGGCUUGUGGGGCCUGGGACUAGAGGAGACUCCAGAGCUUUUGAGAAUAAAAAAUGCCACUCAAAUCCUAAACGAGAAAGAAUACAGGAAGGACCUGGAACAGGAAGUGAAGGGGCGGGGCUUGUCUGGCCUGGGACUAGAGGAGACACCAGAGCUUCUGAGAAUUAAAAACGCCACUCAAAUCCUAAACGAGAAGGACUAUCGCAAGGACCUGGAGAAUGAGAUUGUGGGCAAAGGCAUGGAUGUGACCAGCGACGUGAUGGAAAUGCAGAGGGCAAAGAGGGCCUCUGAAAUACAGAGCCAGAAGUCCUACAAGCAGACAGACCAGCUGAGGGAGAGCUCAUUCGGAACGGUCACAGACACCCCAGAGCUGCUCCACGCCGCCUACCUCAAAGAUGUUUACAGCCAGAAGAGGUAUAAGGACGAGGCAGAGAGGAUGAAGGGAAGCUACGCCACGUUCUCAGACGCUCCAGAGAGGGAGAGAGUGAAGACCAACCAGAGGAACAUCAGCUCUCUCCACUACUCCUGGGACUCCAAGGUCAUGAGAAGUCUGAAGUCCUCAGUCAGCGAGACCCCGGAGAUAAUCCUGGCCCGAGAGAACACCAAGAGGAUAAGUGAUGUCCAGUACAGGGAGGGGGUGGGCUGCGGGACCGCCGUGACCGACACACUAGAGAUUGAGCGGGUCCGAAGGAACCAGGAGAACAUCAGCUCUGUGAAGUAUAAACAGCAUGGAGGGGGUGUCAGUAACCUGGGGGUGACCCCGGAACUGGAGCGAAUCAAGCAGAACCAGGACAACAUCAGCUCGGCUAGUCUCUACCACAUGCACACAGGCACACUGUGUGUGUGUGUGUGUGUGUGUGUGUAUGCGUGGACACAGGUGAAGUACCAGCGGGGGCUUCAGGAGCAGAGGGGGCGGAGUUGCAAUGAGCUGGACACACCUGAAUAUAGACGUGUCAGGAAGUCUCAGGACUUCAUCUCUAUGGCCAAGUACCAUGAGGACUUUGAGCGUGCACGUGGCCGCGGAUCUACACCAGGAUUGGAUGAUCCCAGCACGGACAACUACCAACGGGCCAAUCAGAUGGUUGGAGAAGCGGCCUACAGCAAAGGGACACACCCACUGGGGGCGGAGACGGACAGGAGGCCUGGUGGCAUCAUCGUGGACCUAGCCGUGUGGAGGACAGAUCCAGGCUCCAUCUUUGACUUUGACCCUGUGGAAGACAACGUUCAAUCCAUGAGCCUCCGCAGAAUGUCUGAGCGGGCCAGCCAGAAACUGAGCAGACAGCCCUCUCAGCAGUCUUUGCAAAGUCAAACUCAGUCAUUCAGCUCUCUGACCUCUGACCUUUGGGAGCACAGCAGCAACUCCACACCUGCUCCUGUCCUUCCCGGAGCCUACAACCAGGGUGUUCCGCAGCAGGGUUACCAUGGCUACAUGCAUCAGACCAGCAUGUCCUCUGUCAGAUCCGUCACAUCUCCCCCGCACUCAGCUCCAAUGCGCGUGUACCGUGCGCUGUACGACUACGCGGCUCAGGACCACGACGAGGUGUCGUUCCGUGACGGCGACGUCAUCGUCAACGCCCAGCACAUCGACGAGGGCUGGAUGUACGGCACCGUGCAGCGCACCGGGAAGACCGGCAUGCUGCCCGCAAACUACGUGGAGCUUUACAACUAGUUACCACUAGGGGAGGGGU